AUGGAGCCGGUAAAGGUCUCAGAUGGCGAGCUGCAGCGUGAGUCCUACUCGGACGCCGACUUUGCCGCUGAAAAUUCUGACCGAAAGUCCCUGACCGGUGAAAUCGUUCGUCUGAACGGGAUGCCGGUGAGACAGACGGCAAAGAAGCAGGAUGGAGUCACACUUUCCACCAUGGGGCGGAGUUUGUCGCUGCGUCGGAUCAAGCGCGAGAGCUGCUUGGUAUCAGGAGGGUUCUUUUCGAAAUAG
Messenger RNA from Peronospora matthiolae, 246 nucleotides. The record is from the annotation of a GenBank genome assembly. Lineage: Eukaryota; Oomycota; Peronosporomycetes; Peronosporales; Peronosporaceae.